AUGAUAAUCUUAGCGUUAAAUGGAAAAUUUGGCGCAUUAUUUUCUACCAUUCCUGAUCCUGUGAUUGGUGGAGUCUUCUGCUGUAUGUUUGGUUUAAUAACAGCAGUGGGAAUCUCUAACUUGCAAUUUGUUAAUCUUAAUUCUGUUCGAAAUCUCUUUAUUAUUGGUUUUGCUAUCAUAAUGGGAUUGGUCAUUCCUGAUUAUCUUGGAAAGAAUGAACGAGUCAUCGACAUUGGUAAUCUAUCUAAUACUGAGCCUAAGAUCUUAGGAAUUUUAAAAUAAUCAAGUUUUCUGAACUGAUUAAUGAAAGAAAAUCCUAAAGGGACUCAACGAAGUCUGUCUUAGUUUGCCAAGUUCGCUUAAUAGAUGCUUCGAAUAAAGAAAAAGCAAAAGAAUAUCACUUAUAUGUUAUUAUUUACUUUCAAUGUGUUUUUAUAUAGGUGUUGAUUAGACCAAAUAUUAGACCAAAUAUUCACUGUGCUGUUGAAGACCAGUAUGGCUGUUGGUGGAAUAAUUGCUUGCCUCCUUGACAACCUCAUUCCCGGAACACAAGAAGAAAGAGGAAUUAAGAAAUGGCGUAAUCUUGCCACUGGUCAAGCUGUAAAGAAUGUUGCUUCUGUUCAUGUUUAUGACCUACCGUUCGGUGUUGGAAAAAAAAGGAAAUUUUCUAAAUUUGUUCCAUUUCUACCUUACUAUGAAGAACCUUUAGAAAACGUGGAAACUGCAGAGAAUGCAAUGGUUAACAUGGCGGCAGAUACACGAAGUGGAAACAUCUCAGAAGAUAACUCUAAUUUUUAUGAUCACACCACAGUGUUAUAG
Messenger RNA from Paramuricea clavata, 819 nucleotides. Lineage: Eukaryota; Metazoa; Cnidaria; Anthozoa; Malacalcyonacea; Plexauridae. The record is from the annotation of a GenBank genome assembly.